UCAGAGCGGAAGUAAACAAUCCGCGGCGCGCCAGGUUCCCGCGCGGCGCAGAACGAUCACAAAACAGCGGGUUUUUACGAACUAAACACGAACUAAACACGAACUAAACACGAAAUAAACACGAAUCAAACCCGAGGCGAACCCGGAGAGGAGGUGAUGAGAUGGACACGCUUUAUCUGGACAACAUCGACGAAUACGUGCACGACCAGGACAAGAUCGUGACGUACAAGUGGCUGAGUCUGACCCUGGGCGUCCACGUCAACACGGCCAAACGAAUGCUGUUCCAUUACCUGGAGCACAAGAGGAAGGAGAGCUCCGCCUCGCUCCACGCCACCUACCUGCUGUCGGGCAAGACCCAGGACCAAGGACGCACGUGCCAUAAAGUGUCUGUGGUGCGUGAGGAGGACCUGGAGGAGGCGCGGUCUCGUCUGAGCGCGGUGGUGAGCGUGCACGUGUACAGUGUGCACAAGGCUCUGCUCCGGGACAGUGCUCCUCUGUUUGGAGUCGACUACGACGCCGUCAGGAGCAACCUGCAGCAAUGUAACAGGUUCAGUGCGAUCCGCUGCCCUGACGCUGUUCCUUUGAGCAACGCGGAGCUGCACCGGUCCAGAGAAACGCCCGCCCCCCCUCCGCCCGCAGAGACCCCCAGACCGCAAACCAACGGGGCAAACCUCAGCGCCAAGACCUGCCCCAAGCCCAAAGGCAUCAUGGGAAUCUUCGCCAACAAACCCAAGACCGAGACCAAGACCGAGACCAGGACCAAGACCGAGACCGAGACCAAACCAGAGACCUCAGAGGAGCCAGUGACCGAACCAAAACCUGCUCCAAAAACCAACGCCCUUGCAAACUUUUUUGGAAGUCAAACUACAAAGAGACCUGUUGUUGUGGUGGUGAAGGACGAGAGCAGCUUGACAGAACAGCGCCCCCCACAGACCAACAGAGACCAGCGCAGCGAACAAGGGGCGGAGUCUGACGGCAAGGAGGAGGAGCCAAAGGAGAAGAAGAGUAAACGAGGGGCGGAGUCUGACGGCGAGGAGGAGGAGCCAAAGGAGAAGAAGAGUAAACGAGGGGCGGAGUCUGACGGCGAGGAGGAGGAGCCAAAGAAAAAGAAGAAGAAGAGGAGGAGGAUCCAGAGACCUGAGGACAGCAGCGACGAAGAGCGAGACGUGAUCCCAGACUCUCCGCUCCAGACCAAGAACCAGACGAACAGAGACGAGCCCGCCCCGCUACAGACGGAAAAUUCUUCGACAAAAACGAGGAAAAGACGACGAGUUCUCAAAUCCAAAACGUUCCUGGAUGAAGAAGGAUGUAUCGUGACGGAGAAGGGCUACGUGAGCGAGUCGUACUCUGAGACCGAGGAGGAGGUCCAGACUAAACCAGGUCCCAAUCCUGGUCCUAAACCCGGAUCUGGAUCUGGAGCCUCGACUGAGGAGAAGAAGAAGAAGAAGAAGACGGGACCGACAGGCGCCAAAACCACCAAACAGGCGUCGAUCAUGGGCUUUUUCAACAAGAAGUGACCCUCCUCUUCUUUUUCUUCUUCUUCUUCUCAGAUCUUCAUAUUUUAUCUGUUUUGUGCCGAAUAAAGACGAGAACUUCA
This is a messenger RNA of Boleophthalmus pectinirostris (great blue-spotted mudskipper), 1597 nucleotides long. It is a transcript of the gene pold3, whose product is annotated as polymerase (DNA-directed), delta 3, accessory subunit. Gene Ontology annotation, biological process: DNA strand elongation involved in DNA replication; DNA replication; nucleotide-excision repair, DNA gap filling. NCBI's taxonomy places the organism in Eukaryota, Metazoa, Chordata, Actinopteri, Gobiiformes, Gobiidae. Gene Ontology annotation, molecular function: DNA-directed DNA polymerase activity. Gene Ontology annotation, cellular component: nucleus; delta DNA polymerase complex. The record is from RefSeq and is a predicted model, not a curated record.